AUGGAAAUAAUGAAGAUGAAAUUGAUUGCAACUGUCCGAUGUUAUAAGUCUGGACCUAAACGACGAUUUCAAGUACGGCUUGCUUUAAUUAUUCUGAUUUUUAUUUUACGUAUUGUGACUAUUGGGCUCUAUGCAUCAUCAUCCGAUGAUAACUAUGAUGGUGGAAUAUUAGCUCCUAUUUGUGCUUUUUCACUUAUCUUUUUAUUUACUACAUUUUGUCUAGAUUUAUAUCGUUAUUGUGUUUGGUGGCAUUAUACACCUUAUGGUGAUACUCGAUGUCAUUGUCGAUCGAAACAACAUGAACGAUAUAUACUAUAUCAUAUGGUAGGUGAUAAUCGUAAUCCAAGAUUAUUAGGUGAUCGACCGUGUCGUGAACAAUCGUGUCAUAAAAGAAAACUUGAUCAUAUUGUAGUAUUUCAUUCGGCAGAUUAUCAGCCACAGGAUUGUUGGAGAGAUAUUCCCAAGCCACCAACUGAGUUGCAUACAACUACAAAGAGACUUUUUUGCUUAAAUUUUCAAAACAAAGAUAAUCAACCUCAUUAUGUUGGCUUUCAUACGACUACAUCUGAAGCUGCUGUUUCAAUUGCACAUAGUGAAUUUCAACCAAGUACUGGUGGAUGGCUCGGUGCUGGUGCUUAUUUUGCUCAAUCAGUCGAUGGAACAAUUCGAAAAGCAAGAACUGGUGGUGGUGCUUAUAUUAUUGCUGAAAUUCCCAUGGGUAAAGUAUACGAAGUUCACCGAAAUCUUAUACACAAAAAACAUACAUUGUUCAAUCGUCAAGUGUAUGACUUUGUUCAUCGAUCAAAAUGGCAACAUGAUUUUGACACUUGUUAUAUGAUCCAUGAACAUGAUGAUCGUGAUGAAUUUGUUAUUAAAGAUCCUGAAAGACAAAUUGUGAAAUGGGUCAUUGUAGUUGAACAACCAUUCGAUUAUAAAGUAGCAAGAUAUCAACUCGAUACAGAAUUUGAUUCUACGAAAUGUGGUUGUAUUUAA
Messenger RNA from Rotaria sp. Silwood2, 993 nucleotides. NCBI's taxonomy places the organism in Eukaryota, Metazoa, Rotifera, Eurotatoria, Philodinida, Philodinidae. The record is from the annotation of a GenBank genome assembly.